AUGAAGUUCGUUCUUGCGCUCCUAAUCGUUGUUCUUGUGGCAACUGAAAUUUCGGCCUACAGGGUCCGAGACCAGCCCAAAGAACGGAAGUAUGAGCGGGGCACGAAGAGUCUCCUAAAGCAACGAGAGUCCUUCGAGAAGUUUGAUCUUGGUAAAGAGCCCCUGAGGAGGCGUGACCGACCAAUCCAGAAACCUUUGAAGGAUUUCGAUGUUGACUUCGGAAAACUCACUGAGAAACAAAAGCCCAUGGAGAGGCCGGCAGCCGAACUCAAACUGGACCAGUUUAAGGCCCCGUCGACACGACUACAUGCGAAACAGCAGGCUCCCACCAAGUUUUUCGAGCCCGCUGAGAGGAAGCAUUUCGGGAAAAAAUUUGAUCUUGGUUAUAAGCCAGAGGAAUUUCAGUUGAAGUCUGUUGAAGAAAAGCAUCACGAGUAUUCGGCAAAGCUUCACAGACCCGUGGAUUCUGCCUUCCACGAGGACAAGUUUGAGAGCGCUGAAAAGCGCCUUGAGAACCUGGAGUCCCGACUGCGCCCAGAGGAAUUUCACCCAAGCCUCGAUCGACUGGAGGAGAAGGCAGACUACCUUCAGAAGGGUGGAAAACUCAUGGAAACAGGUUUUGCAAGAUUGGGCAACAAGCACAUAGACAAGCCUUUCUUUGGGGUUUACGCCGAGAUGGACGAACUAGACGAUACUCUUGACUACUUAAAGGACCGAGAAAGAAAACUAAGUGAAAUGGAAAUGCACCCCAGUGAAGAGCAUUUUGCGGUUGAAGCUCAGAGGUUAUCAGAUGGUGAUGCCAUGAUUAACAAAGGUUUCCGUCACUUUGAAAAAAUUGAACCUCAACCCCACUUCCAGCAACUCAAAUCGGAAUUUGACAGGCUUGGAUACGGCCGUGAGAAGCUCGAUGAUUCAGAGGACUACCUCAAGAGUGUUGACCUUGAAGAGGGCUACCAAAAACUGGCAGGACGUGAAGAACAGUUAAACGAUGGUGUGGAGCUUAUGGACCAACAAUUUGAUUCGCUGCACAAUACUGACCUGUCCUCCAAGUAUGAAGCUCUCGAUAAAACCUACGAUGACUUAGAAGAACGCCACAGUAGAACUCCAAAAUACUCCGGACAGGGAAAGGGCUUCGGCUUCGUUGACAACUUUGGUGCUGGCUUCAACUUCAUGAACGAUCAUAUGGACAAGAUCGGAGGAGGCAGUAACAUGUUCUGGAAGGGCGAAGACUCGAUGUCUUUCCCUGGAUUCGGCAAGUCUCCCAUGAACGGCUGGGACAAAUUUAGCUACUGA
This is a messenger RNA of Spirometra erinaceieuropaei, 1293 nucleotides long. Lineage: Eukaryota; Metazoa; Platyhelminthes; Cestoda; Diphyllobothriidea; Diphyllobothriidae. The record is from the annotation of a GenBank genome assembly.